Ceratitis capitata (Mediterranean fruit fly) is the source of this 5454-nucleotide messenger RNA. RefSeq names its product myc protein (gene Myc). Gene Ontology annotation, biological process: regulation of transcription by RNA polymerase II. Lineage: Eukaryota; Metazoa; Arthropoda; Insecta; Diptera; Tephritidae. The transcript is spliced from 3 exons. Gene Ontology annotation, molecular function: protein dimerization activity; RNA polymerase II cis-regulatory region sequence-specific DNA binding; DNA-binding transcription factor activity, RNA polymerase II-specific. Bases 2087 to 4291 code for a protein of 734 amino acids. The record is from RefSeq and is a predicted model, not a curated record.
AUCAACGUUCUUCAUUCGUUCGUACGCUUUGAGCCUGUUCGCCGCGUUUUGUGUGCGUCGUGUGGUUUAGCCGUAGCUGCAACAGCUGUCAUCGCUGCUAUCAACUAAAAACGUUUACAUUUGUUUUACGUCGUCGUGUCGUCGUUCUUUCUUUUUGACCAGGGCACACAUUUCUCUGACUUCAAUUCUGUUUCAAAUGCGAAAGAGGAUGGUCAAAAAAUUUUCUUGUAGCAAUUAAGCAGCAAGAAUUGAAACGUCUUUUAGUUGUUCGACUACAACACUUAUGCAAAUAUUGUGAAUAUACAGUCGCGAAGUGUUUUGUGAAAGAAUUGCGGGGAAAUAAGAAUCUGCCGAAAAUAUUUAAAAGGAGUUUUAUUAGAAUACCACCUUUAAAUAUCAACACAAUUCAAUAAAAAUUUUGCAGAAAACUUAGAUUGGACAGUCGCCAACUUCAUUCCACCACACAACAGUAGCAGCAGCAGCAGCAACGCAAAGAAUAUUGCGCUCAACACGAAUUAAAUUCCGGGAUCGCGAAAAAUAUAAAGUUUUUUUGCGUUUAUAUCCAGUUAAUAAUAAAAAUAAUAUAAUUACACAAAGGCAAAAAAAUUGCUAAAUUAAUUAAUUUUGCAAAUCAAUGUGAAACAUUACCAACAAAAACUGACCAACCAAAUCGAAAAGGAAAAUUUCGUACUAUUUUCACAAAACCAAAUAAUGAAAAUUUAUACCUAAUCCGUGCUACAUUUUUUUAAAAUUGUAGCCGUAUAAAUUUUUCAAUCAUAACUGAUGUAUGAUUUUUUAUUGUGCAAAUAAUUUAAACAAAAGAAAUUUGCAAAGUGAAAAGUGAAAAAAAAUUUCAACUGACUGAUGUAAAAAAUAUCAAAAAGUGGAAAUAAAAAUCUAUAACUUUUUCUUAUUUGUGAAAAUUUAAAAGAGUUUUUUAUUCACUGAAUAAUAUAAUCACUGAAGGCAGUUAAGAAUUUUCAACGAAAAAUUUUCGCAAGAAUUUUUGAACGAUAGCAGCCCCACCAGCUAAUUUAGCCGGAGAAGCCACAGUCAAAAUACAAAAAGCUGUGAGCAAUUGCUGUCAUGCAUAGAGUUGAAAACAAUACCAAAUCAUACAUAAUCUCGAAAAAUCGCAAUUUUGCAAAUAAUAAACAAAAGAAGAAACUUAGUGCAAAUAUACUUUUAUUACACAAUUUGUGUAACAGUUUUUGUGGGCAAAGUAUAAGAAAAGUGAGAAAACAUAUAUUCAAUAUUAACGCGAGUGAAAACAUUCAUACCAACAAAUUAUACUCAAAUCUAUUUGUUGCUAAACGUCUGUUUCCAAGAGAGUUCAAUCGCAGCAUUGUUGUUCUAUCGCCUAGUAGUCCAGAGUGAGACUUUGUAAAGGUAUACAUAUGUAUAUGACUACGAAAUAGUUGAAUAUAUAAAGAUCCGUUAUAAACACAACGGCAAAGCAUUAAAACACAAGACCAUUUGUGCACUAAGCAAAAAUUGUCAGGUUAGGCAAGCCAAAUAUUUUGAAAGGAAACAAAGAGCAAGGUGUAGAAACAACUACCUACUCUACUACAGGCUACUAGCUCACAGGCAAGCAUAUGCACCGAGAAAGGUCAAAGGGACACUAAACGGGAAUAGAGUGUUUAUUUGCUUCCUGUUGUCCAACCAACGCGUACUACAACUUUGUUUUUAUUGACUACUACUAUUCCUUGACGAGUGCAAAAGGCGCGAAAUUAUUUCGGACUAAAAUAAGUGUGUUAAUUAAAUUAAAAAAAAAAAAACAAAACAAACAAAUUUGCAACAAAAAAAAAAAGUUUGCGAAAAAAGUUUAAAUACACAUUGACAAAUUGAAGAAGGAUUAAACAACAAACAACGAAACAACAGCUAACCAAGAAUUGACCACAGCUCUCGCAUUUACACACACACACACAAACACACCACACGCUUACAAUUACAAUUGUAAAUUGUGACAUUUUCUACUGCAAAAGUGUCUUCACCAAACAGCAAAAUUCUACCGCAACGUCGUCGAGUACACGAAGCGCAAGAGGAAAAUUUCGAGACCAUUUUUGAUUUAGAAAACGUUUCAGAUAUGGCUAAAAUUGCUAACACAUUUGGUUCAUCGCCCAUUUUGGGUAGCAUCUAUUUGGGUGAUAAUUGUGAGGACUACUCGCUCAUCCGGCCCGAUCCUAGUGAGCUAUUCGAGGAUCUUAUGCCAUGGGGUAAUGCGAAUUGGGGUAGCACCAUUUGGGGUGAUAUACAAAAAAUGGAUAGUGGCAAUGAUUUACCCAUUAGCGGUACACCCGAUUAUUGCACUUUCAAGACCGAAUUACGUAAUAGUGAUUGCAUGUGGUCGGGACCAUCACAAACCGAACUGAGUACGUCGGCCACAUCGACGGGCAGUGAUUUGGCUGUAUCACGUGCGGUACCAUUGUCCGCUGUCACCGCUAAGCCGGCGCAAUCGCCAGCGCCAACUGUGGUUGUUGCCAAUAAUAAUAAGAGUAAAAUGUUGCAGUCGUCUGUUGGUGUACAACAAAAACAGCAACAAUAUGUUGAGAUAAAAAGUGAAAUAAAAACAGAACCGAGUGAUGAUUAUGAGAAGCAAUUGCAACAACAUAGCAUACCGAAUGUACGUAAUGUUGUUGUCACUACAAAUCAACAACAACAACAGCAACAACAGCAGCAGCAAAAGCCACAACAUACGUCGGUACAAAGUAUGCAGCAUAUACCGCCUGGCACGUCGCUCUUACGCAAAUCGAAUGUAUUGCAACAGCAGCAGCAACAACAACAACGAAAAUUACCGAAACACCAACAAUUGCAGCAAAAGCUCUCGACAUUGCAUUUGUCGUCGGGCAAUAUAGUAAAAUCGAGCACGCCAACUAAUAACAAUAACAACAACCACAAUCACAAUAACAAUAGCAUAGUAUCGGCAUUUGACACAAUGAACUAUGAAAUACCCGAUACCCCACCAUCCCUAGACGAUGAGGCUACCGACUUCAAACAGACCAAUAUCGAUUUGCGUGCCUGCAUGAUGGGCAGUAAUAAUAUCUCAUUGAAUGCUGGCAUUAUCGAUAAUAUUAGUAAAGAAUUGCAGGAUACAAGCAAGGAUAAAAUCAAUACUGGCCUAACCUCUGGUCACCAUGAUAUACACGAAGUGCUCGAUGUGAUAAUGCGCGAUGAGAAUAACAAGUCAAUGAUAUAUACAACAACAACAACAGCAAGUAAAAUGACAACGCACAACUUGUCCGACUGCGAUUCGGAUGAGGAUGAAGAGAGUACCGCCAAUUCCGGUUACGGUUCUGCGUCGUCCAUACUCGACGGUGAGUUGUCCUACGGACGCACAUCGCCGGUAUCAAGUCAAACCUCCAGCCAAAAUAGUAUGAGUCAUCAUCACACCGCACAGGCGCACUGUCAUAGUGAUCACAGUUAUACGCGCUGUAAGGAAGGCAUGGAUGAUCUCUCGAACUCGGCCUAUACACCCUCGGAUUCCGAUGAAGAAAUCGACGUGGUCUCGGUUAGUGAUAAAAAAUUGCCUACAAAUCCCUCAGAUCGUGAUCGUCGCGCUAUCGAACAUAAAGUUGGCUAUAGAUUCUCCACAGCGCGCAUUGUUAAGAAUCCGAAUGGCAUACGUACGAUACCGCCACGUCGUCAUGGCUCCUACACACUACCCUGCUCGCCGGCUAGCAGUAGUCCCGUGAAAUCAGUCUCUACGUCACGCUAUCCCUCACCAGCUGCCACGCCCUAUCAUAAUGGCAACACGCACACCUAUGCCAAUAAAUUCAUACAACAACAAGCAGCAGGUAGCCUAGUAAAUGGCGACAAAUCACGUAAACGUAUCACCGUGAACGGUGUGAACGGCAGCAAUAGUGCUGCUGAUAUUAGUCGUGAUCUAGACUAUACUUUGCCACCGAAUAAGAAACAUCGUGGCAAAAAGUCUUCGAAGCAUCACAAUGUUGGCGCUAUGAGUUGUACGAUGACGAAAGUUGAUAUCGAAAGUCGUUUUAUGAGUCUCGAUGAGAGCGCCGAUACGAUUGAGAAGCGUAAUUUGCACAACGAUAUGGAACGUCAACGGCGUAUCGGUUUGAAGAAUCUCUUCGAGGAGUUGAAGAAACAAAUACCGAGCAUUAAGGAUAAGGAACGUGCACCGAAGGUGAAUAUACUGCGUGAAGCGGCGAAAUUAUGCGAAUCGUUGACACGUGAAAACCAACAGUUAUGUGAUACGAAGGUGGCGCUCAAGGAGCAAAUGCGUAAGCGACAAGAGUAUUUGGCGCGUUUGCGUAGCAUGAUGAGAGAUUGAUGAUAGCCGUUAUGGAAUGUGCGAGAUCGUGUAUAAUGUCGCGCAAGCGGAUGUAGGUGGUGGUGGUGGCGAGGUGAAUGCUGAAGCUGAAAAGAAUUCAUUUAUACAAAGCAGUUAUUGUGGCCGUUGAUGAUGAUCAUUGUGAUGUUGUUGAAAAUGCAUGCCGACGCAACAAACAGCCGAGGGUGUAAGUCGUCAAAUAUUCAACGUGCUGCGUGCAUGCUGAGGUGUAGGUGAAGGAAGGAGGAGGAGGCGGAGGCGGAGGAGGAGAAGUAAAGCUUGUAAAGAUAUAAAGAUUUUUGUGUAUAUGUAAUGUAUAUAUGAGCAUUAGGGAUGCUAGUAGCAUUUAUUUGCACGUGCGAGAGUUGAGUGUUGAAAUCAAAUAUACAUUUUUUUUUCUUGAUUGUGUAAAUAUGUAUUUGGAAGGCGCAUACACUUGACUAAAUAACAGUGUUAAAGAGCUAGUUGGGUGUAUAUGUUAAGAAGGACAGAGAAAUAGUGUUAGCAGCGUUUGAUUUCUUUACAACAUUUAUAAAAUAUAUUAAUUAUAAAAUUUACAGACCCUUACUACUAAAAAAUAAUACUACUAUUUUAAAUAAUUACUAUUUGAUAAAUUCAAAUUUUUUUUUUGUUAAAUUAUAGACGAUAAGUUAAACCAAUUUGAGAAAGAAAUUAUAAGAAGCGUAGAAAAGAAGUAAUAAAUACAUACAUACGUAUAUGAAUAUGUAGCAACAGCAAAACAGUUUAAAACUCAAUUCUCUGGUUUACUGAAUGCCUACAUAUACAUAGUAUGUACAUAUUUACUGCAUUAAUAUAUAACGUAUAUAAAUUAUAUACUUUUAAGAAUAGUUAUUUUGAAGAAUAAACGAAAAAAACAACAACUAUCAAAUGCGCAAGGGCGGCAUAUUUUACUGCACGCCGACGACAGUAGGAGGUGCUAUUGCGUUUGGCAAUCAAACAUAUGCACACAUAUGUAUAUACGUAUGCCAGUAUUCUCUACGCCCCGCUGCCGCUUGAAGCAUUGCAUUAAAAUAAAUUUUUAAAUACAUAAAUUUUGCUUCCAUAAUAUGCAAUGCCUAGUGAAUAGUGUGUUUUUUUUGUUUUAUUUUUUUUUUUUUUUGUAAUAUAAAAUUUAGUUUUUUUUAUUAUUAAAAUUACUAUAU